Molecule: messenger RNA, 1721 nt
Organism: Chlamydomonas reinhardtii
Lineage: Eukaryota; Viridiplantae; Chlorophyta; Chlorophyceae; Chlamydomonadales; Chlamydomonadaceae
Exons: 5
Coding region: 227-1066 (279 amino acids)
Molecular function (GO): ferrous iron binding; oxidoreductase activity, acting on single donors with incorporation of molecular oxygen; zinc ion binding
Source: RefSeq, a predicted model, not a curated record
CGUAUGGAUAGCGACAAAUAUAAAGCUUCUGUCACGUAACACUUCCAUUGUGGAGAUACAGAACGAGAAAGCAUCGUAAAACCGUUUACUUGUCGAUACACCGGCGCUUACUGCAAAUCACUAUUUCCUGUAGAACUACUGCUUUAACGCUUAGCAUAGCCUUUCCGUAGCCACCCUGAGCUGCUUGGCCUUUCCCCUCCUCAUCCUAGCGCUGCUCACUGGCACAAUGACGGUGCUCGCGCAGCAGUGCGGGGCGUCCGGCCGCAUGCCCACGCUGUUCUGGAAUCACGGCGGCGGUCCAAUGCCGCUGCUCGGCGACCGUUCUCAGGCGUCGCUAACGCAAUACCUCAAGGGCGUCGCGGCCCGAUUGCCCAAGCCGACCGCCAUCCUUGCGGUCAGCGCGCACUGGGAGGCCGAGAAGGUCAUGGUCAGCACCUGCCCGGCACCUCCCAUGCUAUUCGACUACUAUGGCUUUCCGCCUGAGACCUAUCAGUUCAAGUACCCAGCCCCAGGCGACCCGGCGCUGGCGCAGCGCGUGCUGGGCCUGCUGGGCUCGGCGGGCAUCGCGGCGGGCGCGGACGCCAGCCGCGGGUACGACCACGGCACGUUCGUGCCGCUGAUGCUGGCUUACCCCGAGGCCCGCGUCCCAGUGGUGCAGAUGUCGGUGCUGCGAUCCAUGGAUCCGGGGGCGCACCUGGCCAUCGGUCGCGCGCUGGCGCCGCUGCGCGACGAGGGCGUGUUGAUCGUGGGCAGUGGCAUGACGUUCCACAACAUGGGGGUGCUUAUGGGAGGCAUGCGCGGCGGCGGAGGCCGCUUCAAACCCAGCGAGGCCUUCGACUCCUGGCUGACUGCCGCGUGCACGGAGGCGGUGGGGUCCAAGCGGGCCGAGCUGCUGACGGGCUGGGCCAAGGCGCCGGGCGGACGCGAGAGCCACCCGCGCGAGGAGCACUUCAUUCCGCUGCUGGUGGCGGCGGGUGCGGCGGGCGAGGAGCCGGGGCGGGUGGACUACAGCGACUGGGUAAUGGGAACCAAGAUCAGCGGGUUCGUGUUCGGCACGGCGCCGUGAUUGCUGCUGGUACUCAGCUAUCAGCAUCAUUGCAGAAUGCAUGGUUGGUUGGUUGUGCUGGGACCUGCACACGGAUACGUCUGUACGGGCCCGUCAACCUGAAGCGGUCUUGUCGUCGUGGAACCCAUUCUGCCGUGCGUGCAUGGGUGGAUGGGGCGCGGGUUCUGAUGAGAUGAGCAGGCGCUGUGGUUGCAAUGUAUGGAAGGCAUGAGACCUGAUUCGAGGAAGUGGAGCAGGAAGCUGUGUGUGAUGGAUGUGGGCAGGACGGAGUGCGGCAAGCAGGACCGGCAGCAGAUGUGUGUGCGUCGCCUAUGAUCCCUGCGAUGAUAAUGCAUGGGCGCCAGGAGGGCAAAUUGGCACGACAGCAACCAACGGGCUUUCAGGUUGUGUGUAUCAGAUAACACAUUGUACUAUGAUAUGGAGGACGUCGCCGUUGCAUAUAUUGCAAAUAUUCAUGAGUUGUGAACAAGAGUACUACAAUAGAAGCUGAGGUUGAGGUAAUGCGGUUGAGGUAAUGAGGUUAGAGAGACAUGCGUGGCGUGGCGUGGGUGCAGCCCACGUUUCUCUUGAGAGCGAGAGCAACCUUUCUCGUCAUGCAGCCAAUCAUCAAACACAACCCCGUGCACCGUCCGGAAUGCUGUAACGGAGUAUGUUA